AUUUCGUGACAUUACACUCAUUCUGUGCUAGAUUUCCCGAUAGUUCAAAUCAGAGGUAACACAAAUCGAAGAGAUUACGGCAGUAAAAACCCCCCCAAGUAAAUAAGAGCCAGCCACCAGCCAGCCAGCGGACUUCCAAAACUAAAACCCACGCUCAACGCUCAACGUUAGGCCAGAACUAAAGUAAAUUCAAGAAAUUUCAUUGAUUUUGGCACAAGAAAAGUGUGUAUGGUGUGGUGUGCCACUAGGGGAAAAAAAAGAACACAGAACGUACGAACGAAAUUGUUUUUCCUGAAUUUUCCCCCCUUCACCCACCCAAUAAAGUGCGCAAGAGUGAGACGAAACAGGCAACAUCAAUAUCCCUUUAGCGUGGGGCUACACAGAUUUCAUGGCAUAGGAAAUUUUCGUAUGGAUUUUCCCCAAAAGAAGUAAUACCCCAAAAUCGAGUGUAGGUUUUUUUCGCGUGGCCCCAAUCUCCGUAUAGCCUCGUCCCGUGGACAUUGGUGCGGCGGCGACCGAUCUCGAUGUCUCCGCAAUUAGAUAAUGCUUAAGCUACCAAAGGGCCUAAAAAAGAAAAAGAAGAAGUCGAAAAAGGACCAAGAACUCUUCACCGAAGAGGAGCUCGAGCAGUACAAGCGCGAGCUCAAGGCCAAGCAGGAGGCGGCGGCCAACAAAUCGGACGCUGGCGAAUCGGACGGUGGCGCAUCGGACGUCGAGGGUGCCCCGAAUCCGGUGCUGCAACCACAUCCACUGACGACCACCAUCACCACCACCACCACUCAGCAUCAGCAGCAGCAUCAGCAUCAGAGUUCCAGCGGCGGCGGAGGCGACGAGGAAUGGGCCAAGUUUAAGGCGCUUACAUCGGGCGUCGAUACCAUCCUACACAAGACCCAGGACGAGCUCGAUCGCAUCAAGAAGGAGUCCUUCUACCAGCGCCUGCCCUCGGCGGCCGAAAAAAAGAAACAGGAGGAGGAGGAGGCAGCCCGUCUCGAGGCGGAGCGCCAGGAACGGGAACGCCAACGUCUCGCGCUAAUCGAGUCACAGCGCGACAAGCUAGCAGAGGCCGUUGUCGAGCUCUCAGACUCGGAGGACGAUCAGCAGGACGAGGUCGGUGAUAUCUUUGCCACCGACUAUAUCGAGGCCAUCACCAGCGGCGAGCUCCAGCUAGCCGUUGUACCCGAUUCGCCCGUGUUCGAGGCGGACGACGGGCCCGAUCCGUUCGACACCGCCUACGCGGAGAAGGUGAUUGUUGGCGCCGACAAGGCCAAGGGCAACAAGAAGCUCGUCAGUCUCGGCGCCGCCGUCGAGGUACUCUCCGGCCGCGUGGACCGCGAUCACGCCCUAGCCCUAGCCAAUCCCAAGCGCAAGCUACGCAAGGGCAUCCAGAACCUUUUGCUCAGCGAGAGCGUUGAGCUAGCCGAUCCCGAGUCGGAUCUUCUAGCCGCAGCCGCCAACGCCGAGCCGCAGCACAAUCUUUUCGACGAUCUCGUUGACGACGACCUCACCGAAUCGGCCGGUCCCAUCGACUUGAGUGUCUCGCUCCACCUGCAUCUGAUCAAGCCGCAAAGAGUUGACGAGGAGGACGAGGACGCAGAGCUAGCCGAGCUUCAGGGGAGCUUCCUCAAUCCGGAUCUAGCCGAGUUCGACGCCCUCAAGGACGAGGAGGACGACGAGUUUGCCGAACUAGCUGCCGAGUCGCUCACCAAAAAGGAGGACAUCACCAUCGUCAGUCAGGUGGUCCUGCCGCCAGCCACCCUACUCGCCGAAGCCGUUGCCGAGGCCAGCUGGGCCGAGUUCGAGCCGGAGCCAGAGUCCGAGGAGCCACUAUCAGGAAAACCGAAGCGCCCGCCGCCACCGGCCAGGCCUGCCACUGGACCACACAUUGUACCUGGUGCCAUCUACGUCAGUGACGACGAGGACGAGCAGAACCUUGACGACGAUCCGUUCAACACCAACUACGCCGAGCAGGUGAUCAAGAAGACCACCGUACUCGAGGAGGACGACGACUUUGAUCCGCGCGCCGAGGAGGAGACCACUGGAGGAGCAGGAUCCUCAUUGCUAGCGGCGCCGGGACGCGAUCUUUUGGCCGGCAGUGCCACCGAUCUAAGCAAGGUGGUGCCAGCGCCAUUGGCGCCCACCCUAAGCAUCGACCAGGAGCCGGAGGACUUUGAUCCUUUCGACACCUCGGCGGUCAGUGCCAUUGUGCAGCCAAAGGCCACCGAGCUGCGCUUUCUGGAGCGGGAGCUGCUCACCAACGAGACGAGCGCCGGACUCAAGCACUCGCUGAGCGAUCCGGACUUUGAUCCGCGGGCAGGACAGGAAGAGCCGGUGCCGCCGUCGCCAGUGGCCAGUCACAUCGCUCCGGAGUUUGACGCCGCCCGACGCAAGUCCUCGCUGAGCCUGAACAUCCAGGCGAAGAGUGUGGGCUUCCUGGUGCCAGGACCGGACCUGCUCGGUGCCGGUAAUGAGGUCGGGGCCAACAAGAAGCCACUGACGCCGUACUACGCCCCCUCCGCCGCCGCUGGCUCCGCCAACGCCAACCAGUCGAUUGCCGAGGGCAUACCAGAGUCGGAGGAUCCCUUCGACACCUCCUAUGUGCCGGAGGCCAAGCUCAGCGACAUCGAGCUGAAGCACAUCGAGGCCGAUCUGAUCGCCAAGCCCACGGCCACGCUGCGCCACAGCCUCUCCGAUCCGGACUUUGAUCCGCGCGCCCCGCCCACGCCCGUACCCGCCGAGGUGCUGCUCGCCGUCGAGGAGAACAUCGACAUUAAGGUGCUGACACCCGCGCAGGAGCGCAGACAGCUGCCCAACGCCCAGGGAGGCGCCCGCAACGCCCACGGAGGGACGUCCGACGAGGACGACGUCGAUCCAUUUGACACGUCGAUUGCCGCCAAUCUCCAGCCCGGCCAGACGGAGCUGAAGCUGCUCGAGAACGAGCUGCUGCCACAGCGGAGCGCCCAGGAGCUGGCCAUUGACGCGCAGAGCGACGCCCAGGAUCUGGGACUCGGCGACAAGGUGCUGACGCCCUCGCUGCCCUCUCGCCCCCCGCCGCCAGUGCGGCCGCAGGACAUAGAUCCGUUUGACACCUCCAUAGCGGAGAAUCUAGCGCCCGGCGAGACGGAGAUCAAGCUGCUCGAGAGCGAGCUGAUCGAGCGCUAAGCAGCCACAAACCGCAAACAAAACCACAAAGCAGAAACCAC
Molecule: messenger RNA, 3200 nt
Organism: Drosophila obscura
Lineage: Eukaryota; Metazoa; Arthropoda; Insecta; Diptera; Drosophilidae
Product: protein stoned-A
Exons: 6
Coding region: 544-3159 (871 amino acids)
Source: RefSeq, a predicted model, not a curated record